Manis pentadactyla (Chinese pangolin) is the source of this 2201-nucleotide messenger RNA. RefSeq lists its product as uncharacterized. The transcript has 4 exons. The coding region runs from base 1 to 963 and encodes 320 amino acids. Lineage: Eukaryota; Metazoa; Chordata; Mammalia; Pholidota; Manidae. The record is from RefSeq and is a predicted model, not a curated record.
AUGCCCUCUGCUGGGGCAGAGCCUGGACCCGAGCGCUUUACGAACCAUAUUGAGGCGGGGCCGCGAGGGCGACCAGGUCUCCGCCUCUUCGCGCUGCCUGCCGGGAGCCGGAGCCUCUUCCGGUUGCUUCCAGCCACGGAACUCCGACUCCCAUCAGCCCCCGGAAACCGCAGCGGGGACGCGCGGGCCCUGUCGGAACUCGUAGUUCCUUCUUUGGCCGUGCUUCAUAGCUGGUGGGGACGAACGGAGCUGAGAACUACCGAGGCUAAGCCCACACGAGGAGGGUUGAGCCGCCGCCGCCGUUGUCACGAGUGCGGAGUGGGGACUGGAGCUGGUGCCGCAGCGACGGCAAACCCCAGCCCUUCUGCCUCCCACUUCCCGGGGUCAGCGCGGCCUGCUCCUCCCCGACCCGUCGCCCCGCCUCCUUUCCCGCCCUCUCUUCAUCACACACGCGGCCCUCCCGGUCUCGGAUCCGGGCAGUGCCGGCGGCGGCGGUGGCGGCGGCAGCAGCGACUGAGCGCCCGACUGCUGGGACCCGGCGGACAUAGAAGCCCCCGGGUCGGACCCGUGCGGCGGCGCCCGCCGAGGCCCAGCGUGAGCACCUCAGCGCGGCCUUCAGCCGGCAGCUCAACGUCAGCGCCAAACCCUUCGUGCCCAACGUCCACGCCGCCGAGUUCGUGCCGUCUUUCCUGCGCGGCCCGGCCCAGCCGUCACCUCCCCCAGCCGGCGCCGGCGCCAACCACCACGGAGCCGGCAGUGGCGCGGGAGGCCCUUCGGCUGGUGGUCCAGAUGUUUCUUCAUUCUGUCCAGCCUCACCAGUGGAACCAUUCAAGUAAAGAAAGGUAUCCAUCAGGCUUCUGCUCUGCCACAUCCUGCCUCCCCUCCUGCAAAAAGCCUGAGGCUCUGCUUCCUCCAGGAGAGGGCAAUGGCCUCCAGGGCUGCCCCUCCCUCCAUGCAGGCUGAAGCUAGAGAUCUGCUUCAGUCAGUUUGCUUUACAGAACAGGUCUGAGGCUCUUCCUAGCAGGAGCCAAAGUCUACAUAUCCGGGUAAGGGGUCCGGGGUGGGGGCAAGGGACGUAGGCUACUUCUUGCCAAUGUGCUUAUCGCUUGUGUUUUCUGUUGGAAUUCUUGGGUCCCUGAUCCUGCACCAAUGGAAAAGGACCUCAUCAGGGAGGCUAUUACUAGAGACUGCUUCUCUGGGUGCCAUAACCUGUGGAGGGCCAGGCCAACAGAAUGCUGGGUGCUUCAACAGGGCUUCCCAGGCUGGGUUCCUUGGGAGGCAGGAGGCCACCUGGCUUUCUGGUGGCUUGGGAGAAGUUCUGCCAGAAAUGGCUCCUCAGCGGAGCCUGACUGCCAGUGAGGUCACAUCUUUCUUGUGCUUAUUAGCCUGUUUUUUUCCCAGAGGAGAAGGGACCACACCCUGUUAGGCAGGAAAAUAGAUAUGAGUGGGAUGGAAAGAGAAUAAGGCCAGGAAAAAGCCCACUAACAAUGACCCAGAGUGGAUCAGUUAAAGCUCAAAAAGCCUGGAGCAACUUGUCCUGGAAUGUUUGAAUAUUCCCCAGCGAAAGGAGGGUACUUCAGCAUAGCCCAUGGCUUUAUUGUGUUAAUCAUGCAGGCCCAGCUUAUUUUUUUGACUAACCUACAUGCUGUUUUUUUUUCUCCUUUGGCCCUAAUCAAAUAGUUUGCAAUCUGGGCGAUUAAUAAUGGCAAGCAAGCCCAGCAUAAACAACAUAGUCACAGGCAGGAAGGAUUCCAUCUUAAAAAUAAGAUUGUGUUUUAAUACCCAGGAAGUUAAGAAGUAAGAUUCUUAACUUACUCUUUAGCAAACAGACAAUAACUCAGCCCACCCUGAGGGCCUGGGCAGGCAGUCUUGUUUGAUAUACUACCAGACCAAGAAGGCUCGGCUCCCAGGGAGAAAUCACAGCAGGAAGUUGCUUGUGUUAAGUUAGUUCUAAGUAUUAUUCAAAGAUCACCUAACAGGUCUGCAACUCCAGCCCUUAGUCACAUUCCUGAAGAAUCCUUAAAAGGGGGAACCCCCAAGCUCUCAUGGCGCUCCUCUCCCUGAGGUCGCCUGCACUUUCCAAGUGUGUAACCUUUUCACUUUAAACUCUCUCUUUUCAACCUUUCAGGGUGCUGUCUCUCUCUGAGGUCGCAUGCACUUUUUCUGUAAGUAACUUUAAAUAAAACUUUUCCUCUGCUUCA